AUGGAGAAUAUCGCAGACGACGAAGAUUUAAUUAGGUUUGCAUUAGAAAUACCUAUUGACAGUGAUGAUGAAAGCGGUGAAUCUGAUGACGAGUGUUUUAUUGAUUAUGAUCCAAUAGUUGACAAUAACUACAGUCAAAACGAUUUUAUAGAACAAGCUCCGUCUACAAUCACUGCAAAUGGUUUAGAAGAUUUAAUACCUUUAAUAAACUCUGAAGCAUUAACCUCACCUGAACAACCACGUAGACAAAAUAGACAAACUCAAACAUCUAAAACUGCACCAAAUAAUAUUCAAAUUCAACCUCCAGUCGUUAGUUAUAAGGAUAUAAAUUGGAAAAAAGGAAAUUUGAUUUUAAAUAAAAAUGUCACUGAGUUUUUAGGAAAUUCAAAUGAGCAGAUUUGUCCUACCAAGGCCCGUAGUUAUUUAAAACAAUAUUUGCCACUAAAACCGCACAAAUGGGGCUAUAAGAUUUUUGUUCUGAGUGGUGUAUCUGGCUUUUCAUAUAAUUUUGAAGUUUAUUCAGGCCUGGAGAAUAACCCUGAUCAAAGACUACAAAAUGAACCUCAUUUAGGAGCGUCAGCGAAUAUUGUAGUCAGAUUAGCACGUAUUAUUCCUAAAAAUCAAAACUAUAAACUCUAUUUUGACAACUACUACACCACUCUAGCUCUUGAGGUUUACUUAAAAAAAAAUGGUAUAUACAGUUUGGGCACAUUACGAAGAAAUAGAGUUCCUGGCCUCAUUUUACCGGAUGAAAAAUAUUUAAAAACGAAACCUAGAGGGUUUUCUUCUGAAUGCUUGGCGGAAGUCGACGGAGAGGCUGUUACAGUGGUAAUUUGGAAAGAUAAUAAAUACGUUACACUACUUUCAACUUUAUCAGGAAAAUUACCAGAAACUGAAGUCAAACGCUUUGAUAAAAAAAACAAAAUUCGUAGUAUAGUGCCAUGUCCAAACAUCGUUGGUGUUUACAACAAACAUAUGGGUGGUGUAGAUUUAUUGGAUGCUCAUAUAGCCCGAUAUAGAGUAGGAAUGAGGUCUAAAAAAUGGUAUUUUAAAAUAUUUUAUCAUUUCUUUGAUGUUGCGAUGGUUAAUGCGUGGAUUUUGUACAAAAAAGUUAACAGUGAUGAAAAGUAUAUGCCACUAAAAGAUUUUCGUCAAGAAAUAGCCGUAUCAUUGUGCAAAAUUGGAGAAAAUCUAACACCAACCAGAGGGAGAAAACGAAAAGAACCGGAACAAAGUGAAAAAAAAAAACGAGGAUAUCAAACAUUUAAGCCACCAAGAGACGUACGGUUGGACAUGAUUGCACAUUUCCCAAAAAUAACCGACAAGAGAGAACGCUGCAAAAAUAAUGGUUGUGGCAAAAAAACCUCAAUUAUGUGCCGAAAGUGCAAAGUGUACUUAUGUUUAAAUAAAACAAAUGACUGUUUUUAUGAUUAUCAUUGUCCACAAUGA
This is a messenger RNA of Rhopalosiphum padi (bird cherry-oat aphid), 1449 nucleotides long. RefSeq names its product piggyBac transposable element-derived protein 3-like. The record is from RefSeq and is a predicted model, not a curated record. The transcript has 4 exons. The coding region runs from base 1 to 1449 and encodes 482 amino acids. Lineage: Eukaryota; Metazoa; Arthropoda; Insecta; Hemiptera; Aphididae.